Molecule: messenger RNA, 1125 nt
Organism: Fonsecaea multimorphosa CBS 102226
Lineage: Eukaryota; Fungi; Ascomycota; Eurotiomycetes; Chaetothyriales; Herpotrichiellaceae
Exons: 2
Coding region: 1-1125 (374 amino acids)
Molecular function (GO): dioxygenase activity
Source: RefSeq, a predicted model, not a curated record
AUGGAGACCGCAGUAAAUGAGAACGACCUGCAGAUUCCGGUACGCUACGAAAGUCGGUCCACAUGCGUUUGCUCAGUAGCUAAUAUAAUUCCAAAACAGCUCAUUGACAUUUCAUCCUUCGAGUCGGGAGACUCUGCGACAAAACUCGCAGUCGCCAAAGCCCUCACACAUGGGUUCCAGACAUCUGGCUUUGUGUACCUGAAAAACCACCGUAUCCCGCAAUCCGAAAUCGACAGCCUGUUCUCCACCGCGGCCGCGUUCUUCAACAGACCCCAGCACGAGAAGAAUCAGCUGUCAUGGGGGAUGCAGGGCCGAAGCAGCAGUCCCGGGUACACGGCUUACGGGGGCGAGAAGCUGUCGCAGUCCCUCGACCAGGCGGAAAUUGAUCGGCUGCGGGCAUCGAACCCUGACAUGAAGGAGGCAUUGGACGUGGGCCUCGAAAGAAUAGAGGGCGCCGCGGACAACAAAUGGCCCGGGGAGAUUGACCGGGGCAUUGUGGAGAUGAAGCUUGUGAUCCAAGGCUUUUUCGAAAGGUGCCGACAGACACAGGUCGUCGUCAUGCGGGCCAUUGCGCUGGGCCUAGGCCUAGAGGAAAGGUAUUUUGACGCCCUGGUCGACGAGGCCGACAAUACUUUGCGAUGCCUGCACUAUCCGCCCGCCAGAGCUGAGGUCUUUGAGAGAAGCAAAGACGCUGUCAGGGCCGGAGCGCAUUCAGACUAUGGCGCUCUCACGCUCCUGUUUCAGGACGACCGUGGCGGGUUGCAAAUCUGCUCUCCCAAUGGCCGGUUCGUCGACGCCACACCCGUGCCGGGAACCAUCGUGGUCAACGCUGGAGACCUCCUGUCUCGCUGGGCCAACGACAAGAUCAAAUCCACUGUCCACCGCGUGGUCCAGCCGCCAAUGUCUCCCGAUGCAUUGGUUGGGGAUCUGUAUCCCAGUCGUUACAGCGUGGCAUAUUUCUGUAACCCGAAUUUGGACACGGUGAUUCAGGCUCUGCCCGGAACCUGGGAAGAAACAGGAUUGCAAAAGUAUGAGCCGAUCACGGCAAGAGAGUGGCUGAUGAGACGGCUGAUUCUUUCACACACGAAGCAAGCCACAGCCUUGCCGGUCCAUAUUCAGGCUUGA